Messenger RNA from Lymnaea stagnalis (great pond snail), 3740 nucleotides. Lineage: Eukaryota; Metazoa; Mollusca; Gastropoda; Lymnaeidae. The record is from the annotation of a GenBank genome assembly.
GUCCCAACAAAUACUUUUUAUCACGUCUGUAGGUGGCCAAAAAACCCGACCUCUCGACGUCAACAAGAUAACGUUUAUCUGUUACUGCGCCUAAACGCCUCUCAGUCCCCUAUAAAACAGCAGUACGAUCCUAUACAAAAUUCAAUCGCCGUUAGAGUCUCACAAGUCUAAUUGUCAAAUAUCUAACAUUUAAACAAUGAAUUUCAAGGUAAGUCUAGUAUUGCACAAUGUUUCUGUAUUUUUCUGACAGUGCAGUAUUCAAACCGAAAUUAAUUGUUUUCCACACGGGGGAAUAUGCUCAUUUAAUCCGGUUUUUUUAGGACUCUUUAACUUCUGCUGUGGACGGAUUAGAUCUAGAUCAGUGGUUCCCAAACUUUUCAUAUUGAUAGCCAUAUGCAUUUUUUCGGUAAAUAAGCGGGCCACAAUGCUACAAAAUUAUUUUUAAAUAUAUUUAAAUACAGUAAAAUAAAUAUGGAGGCCUCCCUGGCCACUUUCUGAGAGCUGACGGGCCACAAGUGGCCCGCAGGCCGGGUUUUUGGCAACCCCUGAUCUAGAUGGUGAAGUUAUUGCUAACAAUGUGACCAGAAGUUGGAACAUUUGAGACCUGUGAAUGCCAAUAUUUUAUAAAUUUUGUACACUUAACGUACGCGCCUUUGGGUCGCGGGGAGUGGAUAGGGGAGGGGGGGUGAUCAGAGGCGUAGCGAGGGAGUGCAGGGGGGGACAGAUGUCCCCGGGCGCCAGGUAGUUAGAGGCGCCAAAAUGAGCUUUGAUAGUAUUUUAUUGAUGAAAAUAAUGGGUUUGAGAGUUAAAAAUAAGAAAAGGGGGCGCUUUAAAAUGGAUCUUGUCCCCGGGCGCGAAUCUUGUCCCCGGGCGCCAAACACCCUCGCUACGCCGCUGGGUGUGAUGCAAUUGUAGAUGUUACUGACCACGGCCUCUGACUUAUGAAAUAUUUCAAGAAGGAUAAGAUGCACUUUAAAAUUAUAUAUACCGUUACUUCUUUAGCUAACGCUUUUCGUUGUCCACAUGUCUGUACUGAAUAGUGCCUGCAUCCAAGCACUGGAUUGUUGCUCCUUUCAAUCAAGGAUCAAGAGAAGUCUGGGCCACCCGGCUUCUUUUCUUUUUAAAACCACCGUAGAUUUUGACAUUUCCAAUUGAUAGUGAUAGUUAUAAACAGUGGCGUAUUUAGGGGAGGGGGGGUGUGGACCGCACCGGGUGACGCCACCCUAGCUACGCCUCUGGUUAUAAAAUGGCAUUAAAUUUUAAUGAAUGAGCUAAAAAAUAGCACGUGCCCUGUUUUGAAUAUAACUUAGAACGUGUUGCUUGAGAAUGCACAACUGUUCAAUCUUCUGUUUGUAUACUCCAGUGCACCGCCUUGGUUUUGCUUGCAUGUGUGCCACUGAUGCUUGCGGUCGGCAUCCCAGGAGGGCAGGUCGACUACCAAACGACGCUGACUGACCCCAAUGUCAUUUUUGCCGUCAACGCCAUCAACGAAUAUUACAGCAAACAGGGGGACAACCAACUCAGGACAGCGGUCAAACUUAUUCAUGCCACGUCACAGGUAAGGAGUUCAGAUGACAAUCAGGAAUGGGGGCAGGUGCGGUCCUCCUAGGCUCAGCGUGGUCCGUCUGGGCUUAGCGUGGUCCGCCUAGGCUCAGCGCAGUCCACCUGGGCUCAGCGCGGUCCACCUAAGCUCAGAGCAGUCCGCCUAGGCUCAGAGCAGUCCGCCUAGGCUCAGCGCAGUCCGCCUGGGCUCAGCGCGGUCCGCCUAGGCUCAGCGCGGUCUGGUUUCUUCAUUCAAGUAUUACAAGUUGCUGUUAAAUUUCGGUAAAAUCCCCUUGCCCCUGUAACUUACAGUGUAAGUUAAAGUAAGUUGAAGUCUAAUGUAACAAAAGUUAUUAUUUAUUAUUUACACAUGUGAGUGUUUACGAAUGAUAUUUUUAAUAUAUUUUUACCAAGGAUUUCUGUACAUGUUUCAUAUACAGCUAAAUGUUUUCUUUCCUAUCAUCACAGGUUGUAUCUGGGGCAAUGUUUAGAUAUACCAUCGAAGUUCAAGUAGGAGAUAAAGUAAGUAUAGGUUCACCUACCAACAUGGUCAAUUAAGGUGGCCAUCAGUGGGACAAAACUAAUUAGAGCGUUGAUUAGUAUUCAGCAAUGAGGAGUUUGUGAUGACUUAAACUGACCAACAAAAAAUUUGUUGUUUCAAUGAAUAUUAGAUCACAAAUCAGGCUGAGAAGCUAUUUGAAAUAAGAGUGCAUGGACCGAGAUAGUCUGUUGUUUGUCCUUCGCAUGCGAAGAUGACCAAUGCUAUAUUCAACGGUGAGUAAGCAGGUGACCUAGUCCUAGUUGUGAAUGGAAAGCUUUCCCACACGAGGGACACUCGUUGUUUUGGGUCCUGUUUGAAUAUGAGUCGAUUCUGCUUUUCCUUACUGUGCGCUUAUUCUUUGAGGAUUGCGCUCCAACAACGGAGUCUGCCUCGCCAGCUUGUACGACCCAUAGCAAGUGUUUACUACGGAUCAAGGUUAAUAUCCAUGGACUUGAGUGCAGCUAAUUUUAGACAGUCAUUGAAGCAUUUUUUCUGCCGACCAGCUGAGUAUGCUGGGUAGAUACAAUUUGCAUGAAAAGUUAUAAUCUUGGCGCCCUCUGAACACGUCUAUGUGGAAAGUGGAUGCGGUACAUCUCUUAUGACGUGACUCAUACAAACUUAAUUCUUCAGCAUUACGGAUAAGCCUAAUGUAGAAUUCAGAGAAGCCUGUCGAAUUUGGUCAAGAAAAAUACAGGGAGGACUGCGUUCAGCAGGAAGCAAAAAAAAAAGAAGAAAUAUACCGGUACACUAGACAGGAAAUAUACCGGUACACAAGACAGGAAAUAUACCGGUACACAAGACAGGAAAUAUACCGGUACACAAGACAGGAAAUAUACCGGUACACAAGACAGAGGAAAACCUGAAGGAAGCCAAUGCAAAAAGUGGACGUUUCCUCAACGAAUCUUUUGACAGCAAGCAGACAGAAACAUGCAAACUUUGCUUGCAUAGACAAGUAGUUGACAGGAAAUGACAUAUCUAUAUAAUACAGGAAAUGACAUAUCUAUAUAAACAGGAAAUGUCAUAUCUAUAUAAUACAGGAAAUAAUACAGGAAUAUAAUUGCUAGCUAGGUUUUUCUGUCUCUGUAUUUCUGCUGUCGAAGAAGUCUUGGCCUGUCAUCUACUUUUUUGUACCGGUAUCGUCCAUAUUCAGGUCUUCCUCUACCGUGUGUAUCUUUCCAAUUAGCUCAUCUCGCUUAUGGUGAAUAGACGUGAGAAAACUUCCUUUUUUUUAAAAAACAUUUUUUUUCUAAUUUAGUUACCCGAUCCCGCGACACAAACGUAUAACACAAUGAUCAAUAUAUGCUGACCAUAGGCCCCUAUAUAUACUUUUUUUUAUUUCCAGACGGAGGUUUGCACCGUUGCCGUUUGGAGCCGACCAUGGUUGACUGGAAAUGAAGCCACUCAGCUGCACGAAACCCCUUCAUGUGGACCCCUCGCUUUAUAAAUGAACACAACCCUGAAAGUAGAUCGUUACUGAUAGCCACACAUUUAGCUCUCAUAUUUUUACUAAAUUUUACACAUUAAAAAUGUAAUAUCUUAAAAAAUUGUGUAACUGGAUUUUGAUUUGUUUGUCCUUUAUUGUUUCGAGACGUUAUGACGGUACAAUGAUAAAUUCUAGGGAGCGGAUUAAGAGAAAAAAAUGACAGAUGCCAAAUUU